UUCACAGAGAAAUGAAGAUACUGUGCGAUGUGUGUGACAGAGCGGAGGCCUCUGUCUUCUGUCCCUCCGACGAAGCUGCUCUCUGCUGCGCCUGUGAUCGUACCAUCCACCAUGCCAACAAGCUCUCUCGCAAACAUUCUCGCUUCUCUCUUCAUCACCCUUCCUCUAAUUCCUCUCCUCUCUGCGAUAUCUGUCAGGAGAGGAGAGCGUAUCUGUUUUGCCAAGAGGACAGAGCGAUACUGUGCAGAGAAUGUGACGUUCCUCUUCACAGGGCCAGUGAGCAUACUCGGAAACAUAACAGGUUUCUUCUCACCGGUGUGAAGCUCUCUGCUUCUAUCUCGAGCAGUGAUUCUCAAUCUAACAUGAAGAGACACAGAUCAUCAGUUUCAAGUCAGAAUGCCAGUUCUUCAAUGGUGAAUAGGUCUUUAUUAGCCUCAGCGACUGGUUUUGGUAACGUUGAAGAUCAGAGCAUGAUUAGUGAUACCAGUUCAGUUUCAACAAGUAGCAUUUCUGAAUACUUGAUCGAGAAGAUACCUGGUUAUUGCUUUGAAGAUCUUCUUGACGCUUCUUCAUUCCCUCCACUUAAUGGUUUCUGCAAGAAGUAUGGGAACCUGUCAGCAUUUGAGGAGGAAGAUAUUAAUGAAGCAAGUAUGUAUUUGUUUAGAAGCUCAAGAUGAAUUCCCCGCACCUUUAAUUUGGGCUUCUCCUAUCUUCCUCAGCUUUUGCAAUUCGCUCGCUGGAUCUCAAGAAAUGACUAAAGAGAACUUCGCCGAAUUGUUCAUAAAAAUCAAUCUUCUAUCAACAAAACAGUGUUAGACGCUCCCGUUGAUUAGAACAGUUUGUACAAUCAGUUAGAGGAUAUCUUCUAUUUAGUUAUUUGCAUUUCCUUGCUUCUUUCUUUCUUUUCAUUUUUCAAUUUUUCUGGGGAAUCUUCUCGGCUUUC
Molecule: messenger RNA, 943 nt
Organism: Neltuma alba
Lineage: Eukaryota; Viridiplantae; Streptophyta; Magnoliopsida; Fabales; Fabaceae
Product: B-box zinc finger protein 20-like
Exons: 3
Coding region: 12-677 (221 amino acids)
Biological process (GO): regulation of DNA-templated transcription; photomorphogenesis
Cellular component (GO): nucleus
Molecular function (GO): zinc ion binding
Source: RefSeq, a predicted model, not a curated record